UUUUUGGCGCCAGUGAGUCGUACAGUGACAGGCGCUUUAAUAUGACGCCAGUGGUCCAAACAGCUGAUCCUGGCGCGUCAACUAUGCGCCGCGCCUUGUCAAUACAGCACGAGUUUCACCUUGUUGUGGACGCGCAGACACUUUAUUGACACAACAACGACGACGAGACGAAGGACGACAUGCCGAAAUAUUGCGCGGUGCCCAACUGUAAAAAUGACUCAGCGGGCGGCAGCGACCGGAAAAGUUUCUACAAGUUCCCCCUGCAGGACCCUGAGCGGCUGCAGCUGUGGCUGAGCAACAUGGGACGGGAGAACUGGACUCCCUCACGACACCAGUACAUCUGCCACGAGCACUUUGCGGCGCCGUGCUUCAAAGUACGUUGGGGGAUCCGUUACCUCGAGAGUGACGCCGUGCCCACCGUCUUCCGGAAAGCCGAGAAACGCAAAGUGAUGGAUGGUACUCAGAAGAAAGUGAAAGUGUUUUGCCCAAACACUAAUCCAAGUCUUGCACCAUCAGUGGACAGAACGGUAGAACAAGUUGACUCGUCACAGAUGCAUGGGAUCAACCUGAGGGAGUCGGGGGAGGGUCCAGAAUCCAAGCAGUGGGCUGUGGUCAUGGGUUCAAAUACCGCAAACCUGUCUUUGACGGUAAUGCACUCGGUCAAUGAUCACGGCGACGGCGAGGUGGUGGUUCUGUCUUGUGACGGCCAGGAGGAGCUGCUGGGCGAGAGCGCCGUCACUGUUCCCACCUCCGCCCACAGACUUGUUUUCAGAGACCCAACAACGGAAGAAAUCCCCACGGCGGAGUCAUGCCACGUCCAGCAAGACCACGAAACGCAGGUCAUCGCUUACUUUGAGACCAUACCCAAUGUCCUCCCCAGCGACGUGUGCGCCCAUCUGCUGGUCUCCCAGGACAUGGUGCUUUCGUCCGCCCUGAGCCCCGAGCCCAUCACAUCCACUCUACCUAUCGUGUCCAAACACGCGAUGAUGCCGUUGCUUUCCCGCAACUUUGGGGCAGAUGGAGGCUACAACCAGCAGGAUGCCGCCGUCACACGGGGACAAGACCACCAGCUGGAGGAGCACUGCUACCACAAGCACCAUCUGAGCAAAAAGCAGCUGGAGGCCAUCGUGGCCGAGCUGCAGAAGAAGGUGAAAGUUCUGCAGCAGCGGCACCGGCGCCACCUGGAGAAGCUUCUAGGCCUUGAGGUGACGGUGAGCCAGCUGAGGCAAAGCAACCUGCUGACUGAAGAGCGACUGCAGCUGCUGGAGAGGGCGUACAUACAGACCAGCGCCAGCGAGACUGUGGCCAUCAUCUACGAGGAAGACGAGGCGGCCUAUUUUUACACUCUGAACGGCGGCGAGGAGAAGCUGUGAAGGUCUCCACACUCAGGGGCCAAAGAAAGACAAACACUACUGUUAUUUUUGUAAUAAUCGUUUGAAACGCGGGUGUGGCUUGAUAAACUGUGAUAUUUGCACACUUCUGGAUGAUAACUGGGGACAAUAUUGAAUGUCUUUUUUUAAGUUUUCACUCUUUCAUCGCAGCCAUCUUUUUGUUUCAGCUGAAAUCCAAUUAAAAUAUAACGCUCA
This is a messenger RNA of Entelurus aequoreus (snake pipefish), 1586 nucleotides long. RefSeq names its product THAP domain-containing protein 5-like. The record is from RefSeq and is a predicted model, not a curated record. The transcript is spliced from 5 exons. Lineage: Eukaryota; Metazoa; Chordata; Actinopteri; Syngnathiformes; Syngnathidae. Bases 180 to 1373 code for a protein of 397 amino acids.